AUCUAAACUUCAGCUGGAAUAAAACCACAAAGAUUCCUCUUAAUUUCAAUUUUAGCAGUAUAAUAGUCAAUGAAAUUGAGGGUAUUGGAAGAAAUGCAAACCAAUCCUCCAAAAUGUUGGCCAAUAGCUUCAAAGCAAGAUCUUUUCCAAUAAGGUAAAGGAUGAUUCUUAAAAGAAAUCCAACCAUCAUAACCUUCAAUUAGCUUCAGAAUGCUCUUCUUGAGACCAAUUUCCAAUUUUCAGAUGAAAAUUCCCAACUUGUCUCCACUUACCAUCAAAAUCCAAAUAUUAAAAGUCAUUGUUCAAUUUCAAAUAAUACAGUUUUGCAACUAUUUCGUGUGUUAUUUUUCAGAUCUCAGAAUCUCAACUUUGCCACCGUGAAUUUGAAAAGGGACCGUAACUUCAUGUGACUGCAUUGAUAUAUAAAAGUUCAGGUGUUUCCUGAUGCUAAACUGUUAAACCUCCAAUUGUAAAUGUAUAUGCUAGAAGGGGCAAGAAGGAUAAGGGCAAGGAUAAGUAGUUGUUUUAGCACUUAUAUUUGAAUAGCAGUUAUUAUAUUUGAAUUCUGUGUUUUGUGUUAGGGAGUUAUAACUUCCUUUGUUAGGUUUGUGGUUAUAUAUGGAGUACUAUUCUAGGAAAAAUAGUGGGAAUGUCAUUAGGAAUACUAGCCGUGACAUGUUUGUAAUUUUUAGGGGAUGGUUUGGAGCACGAUGAUUUCCCUUGCCCCUGCGCUCACAACACAUCUGCCCUCUCUACCCUUCUUUUGGACCAUGAAUCCAUACACCAAGCAAUAUGCCGGCUACUACCCCCAAAUCUUUUCAGAUAGAGAGGAAAGUAUUCACCAUAGACCACAGAUUUGGUUUUGAUCGGACAAAAAUCACAAAGACCACUAAAAAUGGAUCCUUCUUCGUAACCAUAAAAGACCCCAUCAUCUUUUGGCUGACUGAGUGUUUCAAAGAUCUUCAACAUGCUCCGUUGAACCGGCAUUUCUUCCGACACCCAAUUACAAAUAAGGAAAGAAUAAAAGUAAGCAAAUAAAAUACAGCAAAUCUAAAACAAUAAAUACAAUAAAGAAUUUCACAACAAAGAAACUAAUCAACACUCCACCUCAAGCUGGUUUGAAGAUAUCAUUCAUGGCCAACCUGUCAAUCAACUUAUUGAAUUGCCACUUUGGAAGACCUUUAGUUAAUACAUUUGCAACUUGCUUCGCUGGCGGAAGAAAUGGAAUGCAUAUUAUUCCAUUAUCAAUCUUCUCCUUUAUGAAGUAUUUAUCAACCUCAAUAUGUUUCGUCCUAUCAUGAAGGACUGGAUUAUGGGCGAUGGAAAUUGCUGACUUGUUAUCACAAUAAAUGCGUAUGGACAUUGUCUGAGAGAAUUUCAAUUCUUCCAAUAAUCUUUUUAUCCAUAUACCCUCACAAAUACCAUGAGCUAACACCCUAAAUUUUGCUUCAGCAUUACUUUUUGCAACCACACUUUGUUUUUUACUUCUCCAAGUAACUAGAUUUCCUCCAACAAAAGAGCAAUAACCCGAAGUGGAUCUUUUAUCAUUCAUACUGCCUGCCCAAUCAACAUCAGUGUAAACAUCGACAUGUAGGUGAUUGUGCUUCUUACAUAGUAUACAUUUUCCUGGAGUACCUUUCAAAUAUCUCAAGAUUCAAUAAACUACUUCAAAGUGAACUAACCCAGGAGCAUGCAUGAAUUGACUCACCACACUAACUGCAAAAGUGAUGUCAGGACGUGUAUAAGAGAGGUAUAUGAGUUUCCCCACAAGUCUUUGGUACUUCUUGGUUUCUUUUACCUCUUUUUCUGUUGCAACUACCAAUUUUAAAUUUUGCUAGAUAGAAGUUUCUGCUAUUUUGCAACCAAGUAAACCUGUCUCAUUCAGUAGGUCAAGAAUAUAUUUCCUUUGGUUGAAAAGAAUACCACUUUUAUAUUAAAUAAAUGGUGAGACAAAACUCAAAGUACAAGAGAAUUAUACAAUGAGCAAUAGGUGUAAAGAUUGGCAAGCGCACCUGGACAUCUCAACUAGGUUGACACCCUAUAGCGCCCUCAUCAUAUCCAAAAAACAGACAAACAUACGCUAACAGGAAAAUAGAAGCGGCUGAAACACAGCCAAACACAAUACAAACAGCCUAACUAGACCAAACAAGCGGCCGGUAUAAGAGAGAACUACAAAGUGAAUAGAACCAAGGGAGAAUGAAAGCAGAAAACAAGAAAAAAAAAGUAGCUGAUGGAGCUAAGAACCGCAAUUAGGAGGGGAGAAUAAAUGCUCACCAGUUGAGGUUGAAAUCCAGGAUGUUGUAGCUAUUAAAAUGUUUGGAGAGGAUGCACCAAGAAGAAGCAAGAUGACGGGCAAAUUCAAAGCAAUUUUGGCAACCAAACGACUUAUCGUUAAGCACCCUCUAGUUUCUCUCAAACCAUAAUUCUGCCAAUAAAGCCUUAACCGCAUUAAGCCAAAGUAAACAGAUGGGUUUAUUAAAGCUUGUUCCAACUAGAAGUUGUUGCACAUUCCCCCGGGGGAACCUGUUAUUUCCCAUGUGUUGCCAAGUCUAAAAGUGCCAAGUCUUAGAGGUAGGUCUGUUAUUUCCCUUGUGUUGUUCUUUUCCAAGGCCUUUAUUUCGUCUAAUACAACUUGCUUCCAAUUGAUGUCUUUGAGGGCUUCAUAGACAUUGUUCGGAAUGUGUAUUUUGGAUAGUGUAGUUGUGAAUGCUUUGAACUUGGGGGGAGAGAUUUUUGUAGGAUAGGUAGUUUUGGAUGAGAUGCAUCGUACAAGUUCUUACCCCUUUCCGUUUUGCAACCGGAAGAUCAAUGUCUUCAAUGAGUGUUUCCGUUGUGGAGUUGUAGACAUGAUUUUCCUGCAUUUCGGUUGGGUUUUGAUUGAGUAUUGGUUCAUGUCCAAGGGUGUUUUUUCUUCUAGUAUAGACAAUAGGAUCUUUUCUACCAUCAAGUGAGUUUUGAUUGGAAACAUCAGUUUCAUGUACACAAGGAGCACAAGGAGCACUCCCUUCAACGAGAUCUAGUUUUUGGUUUCCUUCGUUUUCAAGAAGAAUUUCGUUUUCAAGGAGAGUGGAAGAUUCGUGGUGCCUUGCUUUUGAAAGUAAGGUUGAGUUUCAAAGAAGGUUACAUCCAUGGAGGUAUAGAACAUUUUAGUGGUUGGUGAAUAGCAUUUCUAUCCUUUUCGGCUUGGAGCAUAAUCGAGAAAGAUGCAUUUGAUUUCCUUAGGAUCUAAUUUACUUCUAUUGGGUUUAUGAUCUUUAACUAAGAUUGUACAACCAAAUAUUUUUAAAGGAACUUGAGAAAAUAAUCUAUCAUGUGGAAAUACUUCCUUAAGUUUUUGUAAGGGAGUUUUAAAGCCUCAUACCCGAGAGGGCAUUCUAUUAAUAAGGUAGGUGGCUGUUAGAACAACUUCUCCCCAAAAACGAUGGGGGUGUUUGCGUGAAGCAUUAAAGUUCUAGAAACUUCUAAGAGAUGUCUGUUUUUUUCUCUCCUCAAUUCCAUUUUGUUGGGCAGUGUUAGGACAUAUACUUAAGUGGGCAAUACCUUUUUCUUUUAGAAGUUUUUUUAAGGAAGUGUUAAAAUAAUCUUUAGCAUUAUCAAUGUGAAGGAUUUGGAUUUCAGUGUUAAAGAGAUUGAGAAUCAUGGCAAACAUGUUUUGGAAUAUGGUAGUGACUUCAAAUUUUUCUUUCAUUAAAAACACCCAAGUAAGUCUAGUGUGAUCAUCGAUAAAGGAAACAAACCAUUUAGCUCCUGUUACAUUCCGAGCUCUACUAGGUCCGCAAACAUCACUAUACAUCAUAGAAAAAGGAUAAGAGGGUUUAUAUGUGCUUACCGGAUACGAGGAUCGAGCAAACUUUUCCAUUUCACAAGACUCACAUUGAAAAACCUGAGAACUUUUAUUAAAAAUAUCUGGAAAAAUAUGUUUCAAAUAUAAAAAAUUGGGAUGUCCUAAACGAUUAUGCCAUAGCAUUAUUGUACUAGCAUAAUUGUCUUUAGAAGCAACAAAAGUUGAUGUACUAUCAUAAUUGUCAUUAGAAGCAACAAAAGUAGAUGUACUAUCAUAAUUUUCUUAAGAAAUAACAAAAAUAGAUUUGCUAAGACCUAACUCCUUGACUUGAGGCUUAAGAGCAUUUAGUAUGUAGAGACCCAAGGUUUCCUUAGCAUUGUCAAUCAUCUUCCCCGAAUUCAAAUCCUGAAAUAUGCAAUUAUUUGAGUAGAAAGUUGCACUGCAAUUUUUCAUAAGAGUUUGCUUAUGGAAAGGAGAUUGCAUCUAAGAUUUGGGACAUACAACACAUUUUCUAACACAAGAUCUUUAGAUACAAAGACAUUGUCAGUUCCUAUUACUUUAGAAUAGGUACCAUCAGCAAUCUUUACAGUAAUUUGACGAUUACAGUUGGUAUAGUUAGUUAAAAGUGAGAUAUCACCUGUCAUAUGAUCUAAUGCUCCCGAAUCAAUAAUCCAAAUACUACAAUUUUCUUUGGUUGCAUUAAGAGCCCAAAGGAACUUACCUAAUUGUGCCACUGUUGCUACACUGGUUUCUGAUGUUUUUCGAGUAGAUUUUGGUUGACCAAAUAGUUUUUGGAGAAGGUCCAACUGCUCCUUAGUAAACACAUUAUGUUCAGAGUUGAAGUUACCUUCAGAUGUUGUACUUGCUUGGUAGGUCUUUCCACGUUCGUCUUCUGCACCUUUGUUUGGCUUCCAAUCUGGAGGUUUACUAUGAAUAUUCCAACACACUUCUUUAGUGUGUCCUAGUUUUUUACAAUGUUCACACCAUGGUCUUGGUUUUCGUUGCCGAUUCUCAGUUCCUGUGUAGUUCUGGUUUCGAUUGUAACGAUUAUCAUGAGUAUUUAUAUAUACCUCAUUACCAAGGUUUCGAGCAAUUAAAGCCGAUCCUUCAGAUUCAGAGCUUGCAGUCACUCCUAACAUUAGUUUCUUCCUACUUUCUUGUCUUCUUACUUUUGCAACUUCUCUGAUGUUAGGUAAUGGUUUAAUGGCUAAGAUUCUAUCAUGUACCUCAUCUAGUUCUUUAUUAAGGCCAAGGAGAAAUUUGAACCCUCGUUUCUUAUUAACUAUCUUUUUUAAUGUAGCUCCAUCUGUAGUGCAGUCCCAUUUGUGGCUUUCAAAAUACAUCAAGUUGCUGCUAAAGACGAGACAGUUGAGUGAAAUAGUACUUGACUUGUAUAUCCCCUUGCCGUAGCUCGUGAAUUUUGCCUUCAAUUUCAAAUGACUCCACUAUAUUUUCUUGGUCAGAAUAAGUUUCACCAGCUGCUUCCCAGAUUUCGUUUGCAGUUGAGAAGAGUAGAAAUCCUUCACCAAUCUCUGUCGUCGUGGAGUUGAUUAGCCAUGACAACCAUAUUAUUUUUCGCUUUCCAUGUCUUGUAUUUUUUAUCAGCUGGGUCUGGGAUAGGAGUUUUGCUUGACAGAUAAUCUUCCUUUCUUUUUUCACAUAUAAACAUCAUAACAGAUUGUGACCAAUGGAGAUAAUUUGUUCCAUUUAAUUUGUGAUUAGUAAUUGGGAGUAUGAUCCCUUCUGUAUUGUUAGAAUUUACUGAUGCCAUAAAAAUUGAUAGGGAAAAAGGAAAAAACACACCCCCAUACCCGAAUUCUUAAAAAAAAAAUUCUCAAACCUGGUUGAAUUUUGACCCGACCCGAUUGAUAGAAUACUCCCACGAUUAAAUCACAAACCCACAAAGACUGGCGACCUACGACUUCAAACUCGAUUACAAAUAGCAAAACUCGAUACUCGAUACCACAAACUCGAUACUCGAUAACACGAUACUUGAUAACACAAUACUCAAUAACAAAACCAAAACCCUUAACGAUGCUUCAAUACUCGACAACACACAUGGAUUAGAUCGAACAAACCCACGACAACACGAUACUCGAUCAAAGAACACGUUUCGGCUGGGGUUGCUUCGGACUAGAUCGAUACUCGAAGAACGAGAUUCAGCCGUCGUGAAUGAUGGAGCACGGAUUCGCUUCGGACGUGAAGCUCCAAGUUGUGGAUGGUGGGUUUUGUGACGCACAGCUUCAAACAAAUUGACACUUGUAAUCAACAAAUCAAAAAAACAGUCUAAAGAGGGAUUGCAACGUACAGACAAGAGAAUUGGUCUCAUGAAUGAGAUUUUAGCUGCCAUGGACACAGUGAAGUGUUACGCUUGGGAGGAAAGCUUUCAGUCAAAAGUACAAGGUAUUCGAAAUGACGAGUUGGCAUGGUUUCGUCGAGCAUCACAUCUUGGGGCGUUAAAUAGUUUCAUAUUGAAUAGCAUUCCUGUUUUGGUGACUGUGACUGCUUUUGGAUUAUUUACGGCUUGGGGGGGAGACUUGACUCCAUCUAGGGCAUUUACGUCACUUUCAUUAUUUGCAGUGCUACGGUUUCCUCUACUCAUGCUUCCUAAUAUAAUAACUCAGGUGGUAAAUGCAAAAGUAUCCCUAAAGCGUCUAGAGGAGCUACUUCUUGCAGAAGAGAGAGUUUUGCUUCCAAGCCCACCAUUAAAUCCAAAACUUCCGGCCAUCUCAAUCAAGAAUGGAUACUUUUCCUGGGAUCCAGAGGCUGAGAAGCCCACAUUAUCAAACAUCAAUUUGGACAUACCAGUCGGUAUCUUAGUCGCAGUUGUUGGAAGUACAGGGGAGGGAAAGACAUCACUAAUAUCAGCAAUGCUCGGAGAACUUCCAGCAGCUGCAGAUUCUAGUGUUAUUAUUUCAGGAAGUGUUGCAUAUGUUCCACAAGUUGCAUGGAUUUCUAAUGCUACAGUACGUGAUAAUAUUGUAUUUGGUUCUGCCUUUGAAUCUGCGAGAUACGCGAAGACAAUAGAUGUAACUGCAUUGCAGCAUGACCUUGACUUACUGCCCGGUGGUGAUUUGACUGAAAUUGGGGAACGAGGAGUGAAUAUUAGUGGUGGUCAGAAGCAAAGAGUUUCCUUGGCUAGGGCCGUGUACUCAAAUUCUGAUGUGUACAUUUUUGAUGAUCCCUUAAGUGCUCUUGAUGCUCAUGUGGCUAGAGAGGUUUUUGAAAAAUGCAUUAGGGGAGAACUAAGAGGGAAAACGAGAGUUCUUGUGACCAAUCAACUGCAUUUUCUCUCGCAAGUUGACAGAAUUCUCCUUGUUCAUGAAGGUGUGGUGAAGGAGGAAGGAACAUAUGAGGAACUUUAUGAAAAUGGCAAGUUGUUCAAAAGGUUAAUGGAAAGUGCAGGUAAAAUGGAAGAUACAAGUGAGGAAAAGGAAGAUAGUCAAACCAGUGAUAAUAAAAAAUCACCCGAUCUUCCUGCUAGUGGGAUGGCUAAGGAUUUUGAAAAGGAUGCUAAUCCUUCAAAGAAGUAUAAAGAACAAAAACCUGUUCUUAUUAAGCAGGAAGAAAGAGAAACAGGUGUAGUCAGUUGGAAUGUUUUAGUGAGAUACAAGAAUGCAUUAGGAGGCUUAUGGGUGGUUAUUAUACUCCUCUUAUGCUAUGUUCUAUCAGAAACUCUUCGAAUUUUUAGAAGCGUGUGGUUAAGCAGAUGGACUGACCAAGGCAAUAUAGGACCAAAUGAAACAUUAUACUACAACAUGAUUUAUGCGGGUCUGUCAUUUGGUCAGGUGUUGGUGACACUGUUAAAUUCUUAUUGGUUAAUCAUAUCAAGCUUGUUUGCGGCCAGAAGGUUGCAUGAUCUGAUGCUUACUUCUAUUUUAAAAGCUCCAAUGGUAUUCUUCAACACCAACCCUAUUGGGAGGAUAAUCAACCGGUUUUCAAAGGAUCUUAGUGACAUUGAUAAGAAUGUUGCCUCUUUUUUCAACAUGUUCUUGGGGCAAAUUUCACAACUCCUUUCAACUUUCAUCUUGAUAGGGGUUAUGAGCACUUUAUCGUUGUGGGCAAUCCUUCCUCUUCUGACAUUGUUUUAUGCGGCCUAUUUAUACUACCAGAGCACAGCUCGAGAAGUAAAGCGGCUAGAGUCUAUAAGUAGAUCUCCAGUUUAUGCUCAAUUUGCUGAAGCUUUAAAUGGCCUUUCAACUAUUCGUGCAUACAAAGCUUACGAUAGAAUGGCUGAGAUUAAUGGGAAAUCCAUGGACAAUAAUACUAGAUUUACCCUUGUGGACAUGAGUGGAAAUCGAUGGCUUUCAGUCCGUUUGGAAACCAUGGGUGGUCUUAUGAUAUGGCUUACAACCAUUUUUGCUGUGAUGCAGAAUGGCAAGGCAGAAAACCAGCAAGCAUUUGCAUCCACCAUGGGUCUUUUACUUAGCUAUGCUUUAAAUAUUACCUCUUUGCUUAGAGGUGUAUUAAGGUUUGGAAGCAUAGCUGAGAACAGUUUAAAUUCUGUUGAGCGCGUUGGGAACUACAUAGAUUUGCCUUCAGAGGCUCCAUCAAUUAUUGAGAGCAAUCGCCCCCCUCCUCAAUGGCCUUCAUCUGGACUUAUAAAAUUUGAGGGUGUCGUCUUACGAUAUAGACCUGAGCUCCCAACAGUCUUGCAUGGUCUAUCUUUCACAAUUCUUUCCUGUGAAAAGGUUGGAAUUGUCGGAAGAACUGGUGCCGGAAAAUCAAGCAUGAUAAAUGCCUUAUUUCGUAUGGUCGAAUUGGAAAGGGGCAAAAUAUUGAUUGAUGGUUUCGAUGUUGCAAUGUUUGGGCUACUAGAUUUGAGAAAAGUUCUUGGCAUUAUACCACAGUCACCCAUUCUUUUUUCAGGAACUGUUAGGUUUAAUCUCGAUCCAUUCAACAAUCAUAAUGAUGCUGAUCUUUGGGAAGCUUUGGAGAGGGUACAUUUAAAGGAUUUCAUAAGGAGGAAUACGUUUGGUCUUGAUGCUGAGGUUUCGGAGUCGGGGGAGAAUUUUAGCAUUGGACAGAGGCAGCUGUUGAGCCUUGCCCGAGCACUUAUUGGAAGAUCAAAAAUUCUAGUUCUUGAUGAAGCAACUGCAGCUGUUGAUGUUCGAACUGAUGCUUUAAUUCAAAAAACUAUAAGGGAAGAGUUUAAAUCUUGUACAAUGCUCAUUAUUGCACACAGAUUGAAUACCAUCAUAGAUUGUGACCGGAUCCUUGUACUUGAAGCUGGUCGGGUUUUGGAGUAUAACACUCCGAAAGAACUGUUAUCAAAGGAAGAAAGUGCUUUCUCAAAGAUGGUUCAAAGUACAGGAGCUGCCAAUGCGCAAUACUUGCACAGCUUAGUACUUGAAGGUGAAGGUGAGAAAAGGUUUGGAUUAGAAGAGAAGAUUUAGAUGGAUGGAUAGAGGAGAUUGCUUGCUCAUGUUGUAAUUUGAUGAUAUUACAUUGUAUUGGAAUGACUGGAUUUUUGUACUACACUUAUAUAACAUACAUCUCAUAUUUCGAUUUGAGAGAAAAAAUAAAACAUAUCAAUAUUGAUAUAUCAAAUA
Molecule: messenger RNA, 9336 nt
Organism: Benincasa hispida (wax gourd)
Lineage: Eukaryota; Viridiplantae; Streptophyta; Magnoliopsida; Cucurbitales; Cucurbitaceae
Source: RefSeq, a predicted model, not a curated record